Fusarium proliferatum ET1 is the source of this 993-nucleotide messenger RNA. RefSeq lists its product as uncharacterized. The coding region runs from base 1 to 993 and encodes 330 amino acids. Lineage: Eukaryota; Fungi; Ascomycota; Sordariomycetes; Hypocreales; Nectriaceae. The record is from RefSeq and is a predicted model, not a curated record. The transcript has a single exon.
AUGACUCGGUCAACAUUCACAACUAUCACACCUUUGCCCUCAGACAUAUCCCGAGAGCAUGUAGUCGAGUUUCUCCACGAUCAUCUCGCCAUGAUCGACUUGAAUCCUCUCAUUAUAGAACGCCACCAAAUCCCUCCUCCGCCACACGCCCCGGAGGAUGAGAAGAAGUGUGUAUGGUACUCCAUGACGGACCGUAUCGACUAUCUCCCCGGCGGUCUUGUCUCCGGCCAGGUCUCUUACACUGCAGCCUUCUUCGACUCUCCUGAUGGUCUGCAGACGCACAGCUAUGCUCCUAUGGGGCUUGAUCUCCGUGGGCGUUGGUCUGUAGGUGGCACGAUGCCAGGAGAGCGCCCGCAACCUGUUGAGCUUGGUCUCGGGGCGCCUACUACGGGUCUUUAUCUCCGUGAGGAUGUUGAUAUGCGCUGUAACAUGCUCAUGGUAGGGUUUGUCAAGAAGACUAUUAAGAAGUCACACGGGACACUGGUUGAGAAGUUAUCUCAGAAGACCUCCAUGAAGAUGGCAAGGCACUCUAUGCAAAACUUCGGGUCCAGCUCCCCAGGAAGUCUCCAAACGCCAACCCCAACAGGGUCUGAGUCCUCAGCAGUACCGCCUAUGGGGCCGCUUCUCCCACCUGCCGUAAGCAAUGACCAGCGCGGGUUUGCCCCGGACCUGUCUUCACCACCUGCCUAUGGCCACGGCACACCCUCUUCCUCUUCAAAUAUGGGCAUCAUGCACCCGCAGAGAAGCGGCGGUCUGGCACCCCCUGGACAACCUCAGCGGCUAGAUUCUAAUCAGUCAGGGCUUGGCCAUGCAGGAACUGUCUAUCGUGGCAACAGUAGGCCUGAUCAUUACACCGAGUUCUCUGGUCAAAACCCCUAUGAUAACUCACGGACCCCAUACGAUGAGCGGGAGAACUUUGCAGAAUUAGACGAUGGCACCCAUAACCAUCCUCGCCACUACGAAGACAAGCCAGGACCCGCAGAGCUAGCUUGA